This is a messenger RNA of Clarias gariepinus (North African catfish), 5718 nucleotides long. RefSeq names its product neprilysin-like. The record is from RefSeq and is a predicted model, not a curated record. Gene Ontology annotation, biological process: protein processing; amyloid-beta clearance. Gene Ontology annotation, cellular component: plasma membrane. Gene Ontology annotation, molecular function: metalloendopeptidase activity. Lineage: Eukaryota; Metazoa; Chordata; Actinopteri; Siluriformes; Clariidae. Bases 249 to 2591 code for a protein of 780 amino acids. The transcript has 23 exons.
ACACACACACAGGAGGAGGUGAGGUGCGUCCCUGCAAGUUGGGGAGAGUCCGCGCUUUGGGGAGAUGCGCGUGUGACAGGACCCGGCGCGAUCGCGAAGGAGGAGGAACCCUGACUCCGCGCUCGAGGGCGUGCGCGCGUGUCUACACGCUCGUGUGUGUGUCUGUGUACAGUACGCGCGUGUGCGGCUGAGCUCGUGCGCUCGUGCAUCUCCGGGCUCCGGAUCUGGAUCUCUCGCGGAUUUGAUGGAUGCAUGAUCAGGAGGUGAUGCCCAUUUAUGUCAUCGAUCGCAAAUUUCCAGACACACCUGGUGAAUUGCCGCAGGCUGCUCCAGAAGGACAGCACAAUAUGGCUGAAAACAACACGCAGAAGAAGAAGUCUCGCUGGACGUCACUGGAGAUAGGCCUCCUGACCAUCGUAUCGUUGCUUUUCAUAGUCGUCCUAGCCCUCGUCAUCCUCUUUGUCAUGCACAGCAGCAACAGCAGCAGCAGCAGCAGUGAUGGGGUUUGCACUACAGCUGACUGCACGCGGUCGGCAUCUCGCCUGAUUGAGAACAUGGACUCUACGGCAGAUCCGUGUCAAGACUUCUACCAGUAUGCCUGUGGAGGCUGGCUGAAAAAGAACAUCAUCCCCGAGACCAGCUCACGCUACAGCACCUUCGACAUCCUCCGGGAUGAACUGGAGGUUGUGCUUAAAGAAGUACUGGAGAGAGAAGGUACCUCCAGUGGUAGCAGCUCUUUAGCCAAAGCCAAAACCCUUUAUAGGUCCUGCAUCAAUGAAAGUCUGAUUGACGAGAGAGGAGGGAAGCCUCUGCUCUCAAUGCUGCCAGAUGUCUUUGAGUGGCCCAUUGCAAUGGACGACUGGGACGCCAAAUUCGGGGACAAAUGGAGGGCAGAAGAUGCCAUAGCCAAAAUGAAUGAGAAAUACGGGAAGCAGGUUCUAAUUAGCUUUUUUAUCGGCACAGAUGACCGAAACUCCAGUUCCCAUAUCAUUCAUUUCGACCAACCAGGUCUUGGCCUGCCCUCCAGAGACUACUAUGUCUGCACGGGGCCCUAUGAAGAGGCCUGCAUCACAUACAAGAACUUCAUGGUUGAUCUCGCUGUGCUGGUCCGAAAAGACAAAGGCUUGGGGGUGAAUGAGACAAAGAUCAGAGAGGAGGUGGAGCAGGUCAUGCAGAUGGAGAAGGAGAUCUCUAAUGCUACAGACACACCUGAAGACAGAAGCAAUCCUGUUCUUCUCUAUAACAAGAUGCCCCUGGAGACUCUUAACACGAACUUCACACUAACGUUUGAAUCCACUGUUUUCAACUGGACUUACUUUACUAAUAAGAUUAUGGAUACAAUCAACCUUCCCAUUGAGGGCAGUGAGGAAGUGAUCCUUUAUGCCCCCAACUACUUAAGGAAGCUCAACCCUGUCCUGGCUAAAUACACGAAGAGAGAUAUCCAGAACUACAUUGUGUGGCGUUUUGCUAUGAACAUGGUGGUUGGCUUGAGCAGAUCAUACAGAGACACCAGGAAAGCAUUUAAAAAAGCCAUCUCCGGUACCAGUUCCGAGGCAGCAAUAUGGAGACAGUGUGCGGUCUAUGUCAACAACAACAUGGAGAAUGCGGUUGGCAGGCUGUAUGUAGAAGAAGCCUUUGCUGGAGACAGCAAGGACAUGAUGGAUGAGAUGAUUGCUGGCAUCAGAGAGGUUUUCGUUAGUAACCUAGAAGACCUCACUUGGAUGGAUGAUGAAACCCGGAAAGCUGCAAAAGAAAAGGCUCAAGCUAUUCGAGAGAGAAUCGGGUUCUCGGAAAACAUCAUGAACAGUACAUAUUUGGAUGAGGAAUACAAAGAUCUAAGCUACAAUUCAAAUGAAUACUUUGAGAACAUCCUGAAGAAUCUGGAGUUUGGUCAGAAGAAACGACUGAAGAGGCUGAGGAUGAAAGUGAACAAGGAAGAGUGGAUCUCAGGAGCAGCGGUGGUCAAUGCUUUCUAUUCAUCCAGCAGAAACCAAAUAGUAUUUCCUGCUGGUAUCCUCCAACCUCCCUUUUUUGGUAAAGGACAGCCGCGAUCCCUUAACUAUGGUGGCAUCGGCAUGGUGAUUGGCCAUGAGAUCACCCAUGGCUUUGACGAUAAUGGCCGUAACUUUGAUAAAGAUGGAGACCUGAAGGACUGGUGGACCUCGUCAUCAACACAGAAGUUCCAGGAGCUUUCCAAAUGUAUUGUAGACCAGUACAGCAGCUUCUUAUGGGACCUGGCCGGUGGACAAAAUCUUAAUGGGAAUAACACCCUUGGGGAGAAUAUUGCAGACAACGGGGGCAUUCGCCAGUCUUAUCAAGCAUACCAGAACUACAUCAAGAAGCAUGGGAAGGAAGCGCCAUUGCCUGGGAUUGACCUCAACCAUGAACAACUCUUCUUCCUAAACUUUGCUCAGGUCUGGUGUGGAACACAUAGACCUGAACAUGCCGUCAACUCCAUUAAAACUGAUGUCCACAGUCCGGGAGAAUUUAGGGUUCUUGGAUCGUUGCAGAAUUUCCCCGAGUUCGCCAAAGCGUUCCAGUGCAAGACAGAUGACUACAUGGUGCCUAAAAAGACAUGCCAAGUGUGGUGAUAAUGCCACAGCCAAGGACAAUAAGGGCAUUUCCUUAAAGGCCCUCACUUCACCUUUCUGACUGUAUGACCCAGUCCCAGACUUGGAAUGUCUUAUGUUCUCCAUAGAAUAGAUAAUAUCUGGCUUCACCAAUGCAUUUCAAUCAUGUACAGACAUGGGGUGCUUUUUUAAUCCACUCCUACAUUUAACAGUUAGUUAAUUUUAGUCUGAAUAGAUCAUCAUGAGGUCCGUGGUGAUCUUCGGUUAUUGUUUAUAACAACAUGAAAUGUUAAGAUAUUGUCAUAUAUUUAAAAUGAUUUAUGUUAAUAUCAAAUCAAACUGUGAAUCGGGGAGAUCAGUAGCAUUUUGUAUGUCAAGGAUGUUCCAGUAGACAUUUCAACUUGGCAACUUUAAUGAACCUAUGGCAAGAUUUUACAUCUUAUACAGGACAAAAAUGCCAAAAAGGAGAAUGAUUUUAAAAUCAUAUAUAUAUAUAAAUAAUAUGCUGUAGACACAGGGAUGUACUGGAUGUAUUGUAAUAUUAGUUUUUUUUAGUAUUAGGAAACACAAUUUUUUUAAUGGUUUAUUACAUUGGCUUGAUUUGCACUGGAUGUUAUAUCGAUGGCAGUGCAGGCGAAGUUUAUUUCAAAAGAAAAUGUAUAACCAUAUUUGUCACAGAUUUGAGAGAUUCAAUAAUAGCUUAUUUAGUUAUUGUACAAGCAUUUGGCAAUGAUAUAUGAUACGAUGAUAUGAUAUGAUGUCUAAUAUGCCAAGGUGUACGGAUCAUGUGUGUGUGUGUGUGUGUGUGUGUGCGCGCGCGUAUUCGAGUAUGACAAAUCAUUUUGACCAUCAAUGCUAUCAAAAAGAGACUGCCUUAAAACAAUCCAGUGCGUUUAUUAAGAGCGUUUGUUGCAAAAGUACAAGCAUUGGUAUAUGUGUUCAGCUUAAUCUACAAACACCUGCUACUUAUGCCAAAGACGCCAAGAAGUAUACUAUCACCCGGUGACCUUGUGGAAUCUCUCGAUUAUCUUUAAAGUAUUAUAUUUGUAAGAAAAACAAAAUGUCAACAUUUAUAGGGCUGUUUGUUAUUAGGUACAGUAUGGUGGACUUGAUGGUGGCUUGUUUUCUGAGUUGUACAAGUCUUAGGCACGAUAUGGUUUAAUUUUUUUUCCGUCUCUUUUACUUGUUCGUCUUCUGCAAUAGCUACUGUGUUCAUAGAACAUUGUUUUUCAAACAAGACUAUUAUAUAUCAGCCAUAAUCUUAAAUGUAAAGUAAUUUAAUCCUGUUGUAAUCCGGUUAUAAACAUUAAAUCCAAACAGGGCUUUGACCCCUUAAGAUGAGCAGAAUAGGAACCCAUUGUGGUGUCUGGAACCAGGAUGUUGGCAGAGGUGCUGAGAGUGGUGGGGUGUGGCCUCCGUGGAUCGGAUUUGUUUCUCCAGCGCAUCUUGUAGGUUCUCGAUUGGAUUGGGUUCUUGAGAGAUUGGAGAUGGGGUUAAGAGAGGGUCGGUGGCCUUGGCCUUUUUGGUUGCCAGGCUCCAUACGUGUCAGGGUGCCUUUCUAUCAUGGCCAACUUGGACUUUUUUCAGCAAUUUGUGUUGCAAAUUUGGGUUUUACAGGAUGGGCAGGCUUUUGAUCCCCUUCGCCUUGGGUGACCCUUGGGUGCCCAUGAUGCUGUCACUAGUUUGCUGGAGUAGAGUUGGUGAUCAGUGUUAUACAUUCCACGUGUCAACAGUCAUAUUGCUAUGAAUGAUUGGUGUAUUAUACCACAUCACUGUUGAACUCUCUGAAGGUGAGCGUCGUCAUUUUUUUAAUUUGCUAUAACAGUAGUUCUGAUAAUAGUGCAGUUUGCAAAACACCAGUUUCUACUCGUAUCGCAAAUGCUUCACUUUCCCUGCCUGGUGAAAAACGGUCUGGAUUUAGCCUUUGAUUGCAUUAUUACUGCAGUGUUAAAUAUCCAUAUUUGUAGAAAAAAUAUUACCGUCAAAUUAUUGACCAGCAUCAAGCAAAGAUAACAACUACGGAGAUUGUUAAAGUUACUGGAAUUGGGUUAAGAACCGUCCAACACAUUAUUAAAUCCUGGAAUGAUGCUGAACAAAGCGCUUGGAAAAAACUAACAUGAAUAAGCGUGAUCAGAGAGAUCGCCAAAACACUAGUUGAAGUUGCAUCACUAAAAAAGGUCAGUAGAAAUCUAAGCAAUCUAAUUUAACAGUCAAAGUAAAAGCAUUCCCAUAUACACAGAGGAGCCCCAGAGGAUCGCGACUGAACAGCUGUGUGUCCACCUUCAGUUUGAUGAGGAGCAUAAAUGCUGUUAUGCCUUGGAAAAAGGUAUUCCAGAGUGAAGGGAAGCUGUAUUUAGAGUUAAAGGUGGUUCAAUUUAGUAUUUUAAAUGGAAUGUGCAGAUUCCAUAUUAAAAAAGUAUUCUCUUUAUGUAGGUAAAUGAUAAUAGGAGUUAACUUGUUAUUCUUUAAUAAAUAAGAAACGCUAGCAUUUUGAUCGUUAAAUUGCUGUGGUAUAAAAAUAACUAAACACGCCAGGACCAUUUUUUGUAUUAAAAAUAAGAAAAAAUAAGCAUUUCUGUUUUGUUUUUUUUUUUUUUUUUCAGAAAUAGAAGCAUGUGUGAAAAAGAACUGUGGCAGAUUCACCCACAUGCAGGGGAAGAAAAAAAAAAAAAAACCUUACCAUUGAUUUUCUUGUAAAACUGCACAACAGCAUACCCAAGAGAACUCAUGCAGUUUAUAUAUUUAGAUCCAUUUCUCUGCAUUUCUUUUAAAGGCAUCUUUGCCUUUUUACUGAAUGUCUUUACACGUGCCUAAGACAUUUGUGCAUUGCUUUAUAUUUUUCCCUCUACAGGAUUUGGUUGUUUCUAACUAAGUACCUUGUAUGUUAUAGAUGAUCAAAACAACCAAACCUUAAUUUUUUUUCUUUCUCUCUGUUCCUUUUGAGCCAACAGGUUCUUCCAUUUAUGUUUGCUUCACUGCUUUUCGCUUUUUCAAACAUUUGAGCUUUGCUCAGAAGAAAUCCAUCUCAACUUGUACCCACGCAGACAGAUAUACCUCAGAUGCCUAUAUUUAGAUACUUUGUAAAAUUAUUAAUGCAUAUUCAUGAACAGAAAUUGAAUUGUUUGAUUAAUAAAUCGAAAAUGUAAAA